This is a messenger RNA of Penicillium brevicompactum, 1116 nucleotides long. Its product is annotated as magnesium transporter CorA family protein. Gene Ontology annotation, molecular function: magnesium ion transmembrane transporter activity. The record is from RefSeq and is a predicted model, not a curated record. The coding region runs from base 1 to 1116 and encodes 371 amino acids. The transcript has 2 exons. Gene Ontology annotation, cellular component: plasma membrane. Lineage: Eukaryota; Fungi; Ascomycota; Eurotiomycetes; Eurotiales; Aspergillaceae. Gene Ontology annotation, biological process: magnesium ion transmembrane transport; intracellular magnesium ion homeostasis.
AUGGGCGCUCCACAGGAAAAGAAGGAGGUGGAACUGGCCCCUGAUCGCUUCAGCUUCUAUUCUUCCACGACAAAGGAAUCAACCACGUCUUCCACCUGGCAUGAUCUUUUCCCAGGUGGCACCAGUGACCAACUUCUUCUGGAAAAGUUCAAAACUCGACCGGAUCCCAGCCAUCCGAUCUGGUGGAUCGAUAUCCGCGACGCCACGGAGGAAGAUGUCGAUGCCGUCGCCCAGGCUCUGUCCAUUCACCCCCUGACCGCGGAGGAUAUUGCGAUCCGUGAGCCGCGGGAGAAAGUCGACGUGUUCAAGAACUACUACCUCAUCUCCUUCCAGACCCUUGUGGCUAACAAGGUCAAAGAGGAACGUCCGGGUAUUCCUGUGUCGGCCGCGCUGUACAUGCUUGUCUUCCAGUACGGCGUCGUGACCUUCUCGCCCAGUGGCUGCGGACACGUCGGUCGGGCCAGAGAUCGGAUUCGCAAAAUGCACGAUCCCUCUAUCUUGACCAGCGACUGGGUUUGUUAUGCAAUGAUUGACGACAUCAUUGAUAGCUUCGAGCCCUUUACCCGUGACGCAGAAAGAGAGUCCGAAGCCAUCGAGGAUCAGGUCUUCAUUGCCCGCAUCGACGAUGCCCAGGAGUUGAUCCCUCAAGUUGACGUUCUCCGCAAGAGAAUCACGCAUAUCAUUCGCUGUCUUCACGGAAAGGUUGACGUGCUGAAUGGAUUCGUCAAGCGAUGUCAAUCAACGGAUAAACAUUCUGUCUUCCCCGGCGGCGACCUUCUUAUGUACCUUGGUGAUGUCCAGGAUCAUCUUGUCACGACUCUGUCGACACUAAGCCACAUUGAUGAGAUCAUCGGUCGGUCUCAGGCGAAUUGCCUGGCUCAGCUGAGCGCUACCAACUUGAGAUUGAGUUUGACAAUUAACUCCGGUCUGAGUAAGGUGACGCUGUUGGCAACAAUCUUUGUACCAUGCCAUCUUGUCACGGGAAUGUGGGGAAUGAACGUCCCUGUUCCUGGACAGGAUGCUCAUGGGUUAGGUUGGUUCUUUGGUAUUGUAGGUGUUUUCGCUGCCUUCAUGGUUAUUUGCAUCGCGGCAGCGACAAAGUACAAGUUGCUGUGA